Molecule: messenger RNA, 567 nt
Organism: Colletotrichum chrysophilum
Lineage: Eukaryota; Fungi; Ascomycota; Sordariomycetes; Glomerellales; Glomerellaceae
Exons: 3
Coding region: 1-567 (188 amino acids)
Source: RefSeq, a predicted model, not a curated record
AUGUCUAUGAAGAAGAAGAUCGGUCUCACAAUUGCCCUGGGUAUGGGAGUGAUUUCGGGUUGCGUUGGCAUUGUGAAGACGACCGGCAUUCCUACGUUCUUGAGUGAGGACCCUGCAUUCCGAUCCUCGCUCGAAAUGUUCAAAGGUCGUCCAAUCUGGCGCACUGACAAGAGCUCAAGCAACCGCCAGUACGAAGACUACAGUAAGCAAAGCACGCAGAAGCAGCAGGACGCGAUCGAGCUUCGGAGCAAGCAUCGCAAGAAGGUCGAUGCGUACGGGUUCACGAUACACGCCAAGGACGAAAGUGAAGAGGCUAUUGUACAUCCGGACAAACGAUCCGCGAGCGCCUCGUCUGACCGGAGGAGUGGCGGCUACAGUCAGGAGGAGUCGGAGCACCACCACAACCAUCACCGCCAGCAUCACCGUCAACAUCAACACCGCCACCACGGCGGGACGUACCAUAAUCAUGGGGAGCAUCAGAUUGUAAAGAGUACUGCGAUCACCGUGACUUACGACCAAGGAGAGGAGGGGCCAACGUCAGCGGCGACCAGGUGGGCUGCUAUUUAG